Messenger RNA from Dichotomopilus funicola, 1524 nucleotides. RefSeq lists its product as uncharacterized. The transcript has a single exon. Lineage: Eukaryota; Fungi; Ascomycota; Sordariomycetes; Sordariales; Chaetomiaceae. The annotation marks the transcript as partial. The record is from RefSeq and is a predicted model, not a curated record.
UCGUCCACAAUGAUCUUCUCGGAUCUAGUCAGAUCGCCCCGGACGACAUUCUCUAAAUUCCGCAACUCCCUCCCACAUGGCGUCCCACCACCACAGGAUCUCAACGCCGAUCUUGUAAUCCGAGACAAGGCUAAGAGUAAGGAGGCCGUGAGGAAGUAUCUCGCCGAAAAGGUGCGCAACGAUUGGGUCUUUACCUGGCCACCGGUGGAAUCUGCUCCGUCUGUGCCAGAGGAUCCCGCCCAGGCAACAACAGAGAAUGGCGCACAAGAACAGACUGCACCGGUAGCGCUCGUAGCCGGAGCGGACGCCGACAACGCUUUAAGAGACGCGGGAGAGGAGGCAGAUUCGGAAUCAGACGCCGAAUCGGUGUACAGCACCUUGUCAGAUGAUCCCACCAGCUUCCGGCCCCGGGCAGAGUGGACGUCAGAUCUCUCAGACGAUGAAGUGGCCCCUCCCUCAGCUUCCCCCUUUCGCUUCGACAGCCCUGAAGCCGUGGGGGAAGCGGUGCACAACACCAUUGAGGCCAAGCGAGCGCAGCGAAGGAGAGCCGUAAGGGAGGAGGUGCAAUGGAACACCGGGCUGGCGUGUUUCGAAGCUCGCCGCAACGCCUGGACCGGCGCAAAGACGGUUCGGGUAAAACCGAAACCACCGACCCCGGUCUCGCCAACGACGGGGCGCCGCCUGUUUUGGCGGCAGCACAGGACGCAGUCGACUGGCUCUCAUUCUGCUGUGCUGAUGGCGAGCUCACCAUCCAGCGCCGCUUCUCCGGUCUCGUCGACAGCGCCGCGGUCAUCUACCACCACAACUUCCGAUUCCGACUCCGCCGGAGUUCAGAGGACCACCUCUCAGGAGUCGAACGCCCCCGUCAUUCUUUAUCCCAUUCACACCGUCGUACCAGUUGGGGCCCCUCUACUCCCGCCACAAAACCCCAUGCGCGCCUCGAUCCAACCUUCUAUGUACAGCUCCCUCUACGACAAGGUCGUCGUUCAAAGCCUACAGCCUUCUUGCCCGAUCAACCUCAGCGACAUGCUAGGCGCCUGUGUCGUUGGUUGGAAGCGUGACGGCGAGUGGCCCCCACGAUCCGUGUAUCCCGUACCAGCGCCCCUGCCCGCUAUCAUCCCGCACGCAGAGGCGCUCUCCCUUCGCCAGCGAAAGGCCCAGCAGCAGCGCCACAAGAGCACUGCGUCAAACGCGACAGCCACUUCAGGACGGAGGCUGAGUUUGGUGGGCCUGUUUGGUUCAGGAGGGGGGAGUAAAACGACAGGUGCGUCAGCUACGGCGCAGGAGGUCAAAGAUAAGGAAAUCAAAGAGAACGCCGCUGGCUCACAUUCGCAAUCUCACUCAGAUGAGGGAGCCGGGUCGGGUGGCGCGCUGCGAAGGAGUCUGCGGAAGGUGUUUUCGCUAGGGCAACACGGUCAGCCGCCGGCGGGCACGCAGCAGGCGGGUGGGGGAAAUGAGACUGUGGCCCAGUCGGUUUCGCCAACGAAUCCGGCUCCGGCGAAGGAGAUUACCGCUGCUAGUUGA